Fusarium verticillioides 7600 is the source of this 3701-nucleotide messenger RNA. RefSeq lists its product as hypothetical. Bases 533 to 2359 code for a protein of 608 amino acids. The transcript is spliced from 2 exons. Gene Ontology annotation, biological process: positive regulation of gene expression. The record is from RefSeq and is a predicted model, not a curated record. NCBI's taxonomy places the organism in Eukaryota, Fungi, Ascomycota, Sordariomycetes, Hypocreales, Nectriaceae.
CAGAAAAUAGCAAAUUCAAUGGUGCUUUUAAUGACUUGGCCAUGAGAGCUUGCGACGCUUCAUGGCGCCAAGAGGUGCUGAGUUAUACCGCUGUUGUUGUGGGUAGGUAGACCAAGUCUAGCCUUGGCUGUGAAGUUCUCAUGCCAUGGACUGUAACGAGAUUAGGAAAUUAUCAUGACCUGGUUGGCACGGCGCUCUUCAAAUAUAAGCCACCGUCUGCCGCCAUCAUAAUAGUUGCAGUUCUAGUUCAGUUCCAAAGCCACGGUUGCGACGGCGCUUAUCACACCAUCUAUCGAAGACAGGACCCUUACGAUCCAGCCUCUUUUAACCGUUAUUGAACUCAACCCUCCUCCUUCAUCGUCAUAACAAGACCAUCCCUCGGGUCCCCGGAUGAUAGGACAUUAUUUCCUUCAAGUGACGCAGUCUUUUUGGUUACUGUAUCGAGCAGUAUAUCAUCCGGCGCAAACCCGUUAGAUCGCAAUCUUGAUCUUUCUUUCGCAUUCUUCAGCAGAAACAAGGGUUUAGUAAGAAAAUGACCGCUCCAAUCAGCAGCACCAACGGUGAUGGCCAAACAAACGGCCACAGCCACGACGAGACAGCGACACAGAAUGGCAAUGGGGUAGCACAAGAACAGACAAACGGAACAAAUACACAGGAGAACGGACAGGAGCAUCAUCAUGAUCAUGCUAUAAAGCGCCCUACAAAGAUUGGAACCGGCCUUAAGGACCGUGUACAUCAGAUUACAAAAGGACCUCCUGGUGGCUUCGACCCGACCCCUCUUCCUGAUGCACCGCAAGGCUAUACCAUUCGAUUCAUCUUCCACGGCGCCUCAAAUCUUGCUCCUGGCGACUUUGUUACAGCCUCUUCAGAUCCCUUCCUUCAUGCGACUCUAAAAGGUACCCAGCCGAAGCGGCAUAAGGAGGAUCCCGAUCUCACCCACCGCACGAAAACCAUAAGGAAGACGACCGAACCGGAAUGGGAAGAUGAAUGGGUUGUCGCCAACGUCCCACCAACAGGCUUCACUCUCAAGUGCCGAAUGUACGAUGAAGACUUCCCCGAUCAUGAUGAUAGAUUGGGCAAUGUCACAAUUAAAGUGCCCAGUAUAGGCCCAGACUGGAAAGGCAUUCCCGCUCCUGGCCGUGUUUAUGAGGCUAAGAAGCGCAUGAUGAGCAAACGAGCAUAUCUUGCCAAAGCCAUUACCAGUGUUGUCACUCACAACAUUCACAUGACACCUCUAUUGCGUUUGAGCAUGGAGCUUCUGGGACCAUCGGAUCCGCCGUAUGCGCAAAUGUACACUGUUGGACCAACAACAUGGGUCAAACAUUUCAGUCCUCUGAUCGGUCGAAUCGCCGGUGUCAAAGUCAACGCUAAUGCCGAGGACGAUGCCCGAGUGGAUGAAGAUCAGCAAGUUGACCAAGAUGGGAACAAGAAGAGCAAGACACAAAAAUACGAUUUUCAGGCAAAUGAGAUGCAGCUUCAAGGACCAGUGCCUCCCAAGCUGUAUCAUCGUUUUGUCGAGUUUAGACCUAUUAUUGCAUCGAUUUACUCUUCAGCGGGCCUGCGCGGCACAAUCCUGAAUAAGGCACUGCACAGUCAGCAUCGCCGUAUAUAUAAUUACAACGCUUCGACAGAGUACGGUGAUUUCGAUGCGUGCUCACCGGAGGCUUCGGAGCAAUUCCUGAAGCUUGUUCACUUCGACGAAGGAGGUCGCACCUUUACCUAUGUUCUGACCUUGGACGGCAUGUUCAGAUUUACAGAGACUGGUAAAGAAUUCGGUAUCGACAUGUUGAGCAAGCACACUAUGCAUUCAGAUGUUGAGACGUAUAUCGCCUGUUCAGGUGAAUUCUUCAUUCGACGGCUUAAGAAGCCUCUUUCUUCAGAUGAUGUACACCCUCAUACCAAGACACACCCACAGGAAGAUAUCCCUGGAGGUCCACCAAAGGAACAUCCUCCACACGAUCCUGCAUAUUAUCAACUGAUCAUCGACAACGAUUCCGGAACAUACCGACCGGACAAGUCAACUCUGCCGUAUCUGAAGGAGUUUCUCGAGAAGAACUUGCCAGGACUGGGUAUAAUUACGAUGCACUGGGAGGAUCAGGAGCUGCAGGAUAUGAAGGAGAACCAGCGCAACGUCAAGAAGAACGAGGGCAGAAUGAUCAACAUGGUCAUGAACAGAAGCCAGAGCAGUAUCAGCUCAGCCGAGAGUGAGUUGGAUGACCGAGAGGAAUCUUGGCAGCAGGGACACAAGAGUAAGCGAGAGGCCGCCUACGAAGCUUUGGAAGACCCCCACAAGGUUAAAGAUGCGGUCAAGUCGUAUGUUCCUGGGUUGAAGUCGGAGAGAGGAGAGAGUUCUAAAUGAUCGGGUUAUGACUAACGGCCGAAAUAAUGGGUACCUUGAUUAGAUGGACUUGUCGGUAUUGGCGAAAGGUUCCUGUAUGGAUUUCAUAUACCACUUUUGCUUUGUUACUCUUGCAUUCCUUGAUACCUUUUUUUCUUAUGUCUAGGCAGUAAUAAAGUCUUAUUCUAGUCCAGGAGUCUGCUCACCACCAUAUAUGUUUGCCAACCUCCUUUGAUCAUAAGCUUGGUUUGAGUGCUACCCAUUGGCUUGAGCAAGUCGCCAGCACUUCGCCCUUCUCAUCCUUCAUUUCACCUCUGACCUUUGUCUUUCGGCCAUUAAUCUCUUCUGCAACAGCUGUGAUGCAGAUAACGCUGUCUGUUGGCACAGGCUUGAGAUACUUCACAUCUAUACCACCCGUCACACUAUGCGUCUUGAACGCCCUAGCCUCUUUACCCAAAGUCCCGUUCAAAUCAAAGAUGGUACCCAUUGACUCAUCUAACAACGCUGCGACGAUUCCGCCAUGGACCAUCCCGGGAUAGCCACUUACACCUUCGCCCACCGAUACAAGCACCGCGAUCUCAGUGACAUUAUGUGUAGGAUCCUUGGCGACUUCAAGACUUGGCGCACGAAAGAAACUGAUGAAAUGCCCCAAGCCACGAGAAUUAUUGAGUGUGUUCCCAAAAAGUUGAUCAUGCGCUUGUGACUUUGGAACGCGACAUGAAGGAAGAAAAGGGAUUGCAUCAGGCGCGCAGAGCAGAGAAGCCGUCCAUGGAUGGGAAGCAAAGAAGGAUAAUUCCGUGGCGAACAGAUCAGGUGGUGCGUUCUCUGGCACCAGGUCAAGUGCAGGGCAGAGGAUUGAAUUGUGGAAGGGUGGAAACUCCAUUUUGGCUGACGAGAAGGUUUUGAUGUUGAUGUGUGAGAGGGUCGUGUUUAUUACGGGCGGUCCGGUGAUGCGAUUUAAGGCCCGGGAGUGCGGGGCCGAUCGGGAGAUGUAGAAGCUCGGCAGUUGAGUGGAGAUGGGUCUUAGAAGCUUUGAAACUUGCAUUAUGUGAGAGUUAGUUCAUCAAUUGUUGAAAGGAGAACGAGAGGAGAGGAAAUGCGAGGCCUUUGCCUCUGGUUUAUGGAGGUCGAUCGACAUGAAAUCAAGGAUGUGGCAGUCAUUCUGAUGCCGAGGUACGUAUGUAUGCAAGCUUGUCCCAUUAUGGUGAUCAAGGCCAAAAGAGGCCACUCCAAUUGGAUGCUACGCUAAUGGUUGGUUUUAUAUAAGUUUUAUAUCUGCCAUCGACGUGUUGAAAUGAUAUAAUAUAUAGGGAUUUGAAUAUCGUUCUAUCUUUUGACCGAAGGACCUCUAUGGCCAAACUUC